Papilio machaon (common yellow swallowtail) is the source of this 1026-nucleotide messenger RNA. RefSeq names its product WD repeat-containing protein 61-like. Lineage: Eukaryota; Metazoa; Arthropoda; Insecta; Lepidoptera; Papilionidae. Bases 67 to 1026 code for a protein of 319 amino acids. Gene Ontology annotation, cellular component: Cdc73/Paf1 complex. The record is from RefSeq and is a predicted model, not a curated record. The transcript is spliced from 7 exons. Gene Ontology annotation, molecular function: protein binding.
UUAGAAUAUAAUUCCUGUGAAACCUUCCUAUAUAAAUAUAAUCCUUAUAACAAAGUUAUUUCUAAAAUGCCAGCUGCAGCGGUCUAUUCUUUACUUAUAAAAAGAGAAAAUGCUCACGAAGAUUCAAUUUACACCUGUGCGUGGACUCAAACAAAUAUUUCUGCUGAGGCAAAGGAGCAAAUUAAACAUUUUCUAGUGACAGGAGGUCUAGAUGGCUUAAUAAAAGUAUGGCAUAUAGAAAACAACAAGCUAGAGUUAUUCCAUACACUUCAAGGGCACUGUAUGGCUGUUGUUUCAAUUGCUAUCAGCUCUGAUGGACACACUAUAGCCUCAGCAUCAUUAGACUCAACUAUGAUGAUAUGGGAUUUGAUGUCAGGUAACAAAGUCCAUGAAAUACAAAGUGAAGCUACAGAUGUAUGGAAGGUUGCAUUUUCACCGAACAAUACACAUGUUGUCUCUGGAAGUCAUACAGGGAAAGUCAUCAUAUAUAAUAUUGUGAAAGGCAUAGUUCAUAAGACUUUAGAUACAAGAGGCAAGUUUACUAUUUGUGUUGCAUGGAGUGCAGAUGACAAGUACAUAAGUAGUGGUGCAGUGGACGGUACAGUUUGUAUAUUUGACGUACAACAGGGAAAGUUAAUACACACAAUUGAGGCGCACACUAAAACUGUCAGAAGUGUGCAGUUUUCAACGAAUUCAAAUCUUCUUGUAACAGCAUCAGAUGAUGGUUAUGUUAAAGUUUAUGAUUCUGCCAGUGCAAACCUCGUUAAGAAUGUAAAUCUCAAGUCGUGGGUGUUGAAUGCGUGUUUCUCAAAAGAUGGCACUCGUAUAGCGGCUGCGACAGCGGACGGCUCUGUUUAUGUCAUACUGCUUACUGAUUGCAAGAUAUUAAAACAAUUCAAGGAACAUUCUAGUACGGUGUGGGAUGUGAAGUUUAAACCAACGAGUGACCAUUUGGUGUCAGUUUCCAAGGACAAAUGCAUUAAUGUUUAUGAAUGCCCAAUACCUACAAAAGAUACUAAAAAGUGA